Molecule: messenger RNA, 651 nt
Organism: Parasteatoda tepidariorum (common house spider)
Lineage: Eukaryota; Metazoa; Arthropoda; Arachnida; Araneae; Theridiidae
Source: RefSeq, a predicted model, not a curated record
AUGUGCCAUAAUAAUCCUCAGUGGACGAAAGUUCUACCUACUGUACUACUGGGGCUACGCUCCACUUUCAGAGAAGAAUUCCAAACAACUCCAUCGAAAUUGGUUUAUGGCUCAAAUAUAAGAUUACCUAGUGAUUUUCUUCAUGAGACACAAGCAUCUACUGACAUUUCUACUUUCGCUGGUCAACUAACGAAAUAUUUCUCUCAAGUUAGGCCUGCUCCACCUUCACGACAUGGAAAAUCUCCCAUUUUUGUGACGAAAGAUCUUAACACUACUUCUCAUGUAUUCGUACGAACUGACGCCGUUCGUCCACCACUUCAACCCCCAUAUGAAGGACCUUUUAAAGUACUUUCCAGAAGUAAAGAUUACUACACACUAUCAAUAAAGGAAAAAUCUCGAAAUAUCUCUAUUAAUCGUUUAAAACCAUGCUUCAUAGAACAGUCUGCAGACUUGAAGAACAACGCCUCUUCCUUCAGUUCAAUGCCAACAGUCGGCACACCUUCAGUCCUUCCAAAAAUUGCUGCUUCAAAUAUCAAGAAGAAAAGAGUGACAUUUUCUGACGAACCGCCUAAGAAAUCUUUUUUUAACAAGACUUCACGUGUUGGGAGACCUAUUAAAGCUCCAUCUAAAUUUCUCGAUUCGUUCGAAUGA